CUCUUGGCUCUUCGCAACGACCAGUUCGGUUUGGCUCGCGUUUGAGAAAACUUCGUGGCCAGUGCUUCCACGGAUUUUCCUUUGAAGAGAUUUCACGUAACGUCGUUGGUUUCCGCUCUUUUCAUUUUUUUUCUGUCUGUCUUUCCUUGACGGUGAUACCGUCCCUUGGACAGCUGCCAACGUAUGUUAGAAAUUAGAGAUAUGACGAGGUGCGACUGAUAGAUAUGUUCUUGGAUUUUUAUUUUGCAAAAGUUGUAUUUCUCUUAAGAAAAACAUUUAACUGUUUUCAAGAGCAUUCUUAGCUAAAGUGAAGCCUCCCCCGCCGUGCAGCACACGUGUCGGUUAAGAAAGUUUACAGAAGAGAGAAAGAAUAAAUACUAUGUCGGACAGUGAAGAUGCCGGUAGUGAAGGGAGUCAGCAACGUUUACAUCGGCCCAGUCUCACGCGAAAGAUGCGUAGAAGCAUCAAGAAAGUCAAAAGGAGUAUUCAGAAGAUGACUGAGGAUUUCUACGACGAAGGUCCACAACCUAUUCACGUGGUACCUGAACGUUUAGCCGCUCUAGUUGAGCGCACUGGAUUUUCAAAAGAUGAAAUUUGCAAAAUGUAUCGUGCUUUUAAGCAGCAUUGCCCUGGUGGUGCAGCCACAACGAACGACCUGAAGCCGGCUUAUGCGAAAUUAUUUCCUCUUGGUGACUCUACGAAAUAUGCGCAGAUUGUUUUUAAUAUCUUUGAUAAAGAUGGGGACGGUGUUGUGAGUUUUGCUGAUUUUCUUGUUGGCAUGGCCUCUAUUGUACGGGGUAGUGCGGAUCAAAAACUCUCAUGGAUAUUUGGGAUGUAUGAUCUGAAUGGAGACGGACACAUCACCAGGCAUGAGAUGCUGGCCAUAGUCUCAGCUAUUUAUGAGAUGGUGCAAAACAGUCAGACUAUCCACCGUGCAGUUACCAGACAUGUUGAUAGAAUCUUCGAGAAGAUGGAUCUGGAUAAGGAUGGUGUCAUCUCGAAAGAAGAGUUUAUGACCAGCUGCAAAAAUGAUCUGACUAUUUGUGAUCAACUAACAAUAUUUGAUGAUUUUUGGUGGUAGCUAACAUUAGAUCAGCAAUGACAACUUAUUGGGUUAUAUAUAUAUAUACUCCCAACACUCCAAGUGCCCUAUACAUUGUUGAAUAUCCUAUUAUGUUUAUAUAUAUACACACACACAUGCAUUGUAUUUAUAAAUGAUAUUUUUAAAAAUUCCAAAGUGCCUAAUAUUUAAAUUGUGUAAUAAACAAGUACAAUGUAUGUUGAUCAAAUUUUGACCUACCUCUAAAAAAGGCGCUUUUGUAAAAUAUAAAAAACACAGGCGAGAAAGAACGCAAAAGCUAAAACUAAUAAAGCUUUAUCUGUAA
Cephus cinctus (wheat stem sawfly) is the source of this 1385-nucleotide messenger RNA. RefSeq names its product hippocalcin-like protein 4. The coding region runs from base 380 to 1081 and encodes 233 amino acids. The transcript has 5 exons. Gene Ontology annotation, molecular function: calcium ion binding. Lineage: Eukaryota; Metazoa; Arthropoda; Insecta; Hymenoptera; Cephidae. The record is from RefSeq and is a predicted model, not a curated record.